CUUUAUCAUUUCGGUGGCAAACUUAACGUAGUAUGGCCGUCGUUUGGAAGUAUUCACAGUUUUACUUCCACAAAGAAUACGCGAUAAACAUUUCACAGAGCGAAUUAAGAAAGACAUUCUUAAAUAAAUUCUUUACGCGUGUGAGAUAAAAAGUAAACACAAGUGUUUGUUUGAUAAAUAGAAGACAGAGUAAUUUUGAUUAUUUUUUUUUAUAAAUUUUACAAAUUUCUCCGUCAAAAAUUUCAAUAUGUGGUUAGUCAGCCAACCUAAUUCUGUGAUUUUGGAAGUCAAGGUGGAACCUAACUCGAUUGGACAGCAGUGCUUAGAAAAAGUGUGCGAAAAACUCGAAAUAGGCGCAGAAGCCGACUACUUUGGCCUUCGUGUCUGUUCCGGGUCCGGUCCGGGAAGAUGGCUGAACCUCCGCAACCAUAUGGACCCACACCGCAUACCUAGCAGGCGACUAGACCUCCGCGUCAAAUUCUGGGUACCCCCACAUCUCCUAAUAAACGAGCCAACGCGACAUCAAUUCUACCUGCACGCGAAAUUAGAUCUUAUCGAGGGGAGAUUGGUUGUAGCGGACCAAGAAGUCGCAAGGCGUAUCAUCGCCUAUAUCGCUCAAGCGGAAACCGGAGAUUGCGACCCCGAUGUCCCAUCACCCGUGUACGCUGAAUGCCAUAAAAUCGGUCCGCAGGGCGAGAAACCAGAUGAUCACAUGGAGAAAAUCAUCGAGUACCAUUGUGAAAUCGCUGGAAUGAAAGCGUCGCAAGCUGAAUACAGACUGUUGAAGGAGAUAUCGAAGUUGGAAUCGUUUGGGGAAGAAUUGUUCUUUUGCAAGCCAGUGACGCAGAGCAAUAACGCGUACAAUCUGUAUAGUCACCUGUUAUACCACAGACAGCAGGCCGAAGAGCAGCCGAGGGCGAGAGAUGAGCAGGAAAUUGAUGGGGGGGCGACUGUAGGAUGUUUGGCCAGUGGGCAGAGUGGAGGGGGCUGUGGGUGUAGACUGAGCACGUGUGUUGGUGUGGGACCGCACGGCAUCGUCGUGUACAGGCCGGCCUGCAACGGUGAACAAGAGAUCGGUGUGGAAAAGCAAAGUAUUCCCUACACCGCUAUCCACCGAGCGCAACCCCUGCGACGUAUCUUCCAACUGGCCUACGUCACGGGGGAAGGUCACGAAGCAACGAUGCACGUCAAAAUGGCGACGUCCGGACAAGCCGCAGCGCUUUACCGCGCUGUAACCGAAAAACACGCUUUCUACUGCUGUGAAACAGUCAGGACGGAUGUCACUGAACAGUUCAUUAGAGAUCUAAAGGGUACGAUAGCGUCGAUAUUCAACGACUCGUCGACGCUGGGUCGCCGCUACGUGUUCGACAUCCGGCGCACGUGCCGAGAGGUGCACGACCGCGCGCGCAGGGACGCGCACGCGCGCGCCGCGCACGAGCCGCGCCCGCGCCGCGCUGCGCCCGCACACGAGCCGCGCGCGCGCUCGCGCUCGCACAGCGGCGACGUGUUCGCGUGCCGCGUGUGUAUGGACGCGCCCAUCGACUCGCUGUUCCUGCCGUGCCGCCACGUGGUCUGCUGCAGCGACUGUGCCCCCAGAUGUGAACGCUGUCCCCUGUGCCGCGGCGAAAUAGAAAAACUAAUGCACAUAUUUCUACCGGUGGAAUACGAGAAAAGUCCUGGCGUUAUAAUAAAAUAAUCGACGGUUCAUACGCGAUAUUUCGCUUUAACGAAACGGAACUUGAAUGCAGCGAAAACGUCAAAAUUUUCGAACGAAAAUUUUCUCUGACGUGUUAGCCGUUUUGGCGCGAAGGUGAUUUGACAGUGACAGGACGCGAGGAAUCGUUGAUUUACAGAAUUGUGCACAAGUGGCCUUUUUGGACAAUAAAAGUAUAAUGUGUGUGUGUGAUUGUCUAGUCAGAACUUUUGACGUGUUAAAUGUGCAUUUUUUAAUUUGUAAUUUGUCUGCGGAAUGUUGUUCGACUGAGAAGUUUGAUCACAUUCCGCCGUAUUCAGCUAUCGGUACUUACUUGUUAGCAUUUAAGAAUAACUGUAUUUUAUGACUAUAAAAAAAAAAUUAACAAAAAAAACCCUAAUACUUACAUAGCUAAGUAAAUUUUCCUUCGUUUUAGAAGGCGCUAUCAAUCUAUCCAACUCAAAAAUGUACUUGCGAUAACAUUAACAUUCUAUCUAUGCCACGCGCGUCUUCAUUUUAACACAAAAAAUACUAAAAAUAGAAAAAAAGGAUAGAAUAAACAUUACCAAAUAUGUUUUAUGUAAGUAAACAAUUGCAUUUGUAUUACACGAUUUGUAUUGAUAGUUAUUGAUAAGUUACACUUUUAAAUAUCUAAGUUAAAGUAAUCGUAAGACCUGUGGUCUGUAAGUUAUUUGUGAAAUGCAAUAAAACUUAGAAUACUGCCAAA
Messenger RNA from Melitaea cinxia (Glanville fritillary), 2420 nucleotides. It is a transcript of the gene dnr1, whose product is annotated as E3 ubiquitin-protein ligase MYLIP. Gene Ontology annotation, cellular component: cytoskeleton. The coding region runs from base 248 to 1696 and encodes 482 amino acids. Gene Ontology annotation, biological process: ubiquitin-dependent protein catabolic process. Lineage: Eukaryota; Metazoa; Arthropoda; Insecta; Lepidoptera; Nymphalidae. The record is from RefSeq and is a predicted model, not a curated record. Gene Ontology annotation, molecular function: ubiquitin-protein transferase activity. The transcript is spliced from 6 exons.